CAAAAAGAAUAGAAGAAUUAAAUUAGUGAUUUAAAUAUUGAAAUAGUUCAAUUAAACAGUGAAACUUCAUUUAUUUAUAAUAUCUACAAUAUAAAAAGUUAAAUAUGAGAUUACUGACAGCAUUCAUCGCCUUUGCGGCACUUGCUGUGAUAGCAGUGUCUUCAAAUGAAGAUAAAGAUAAGAAAGACGUCGGCACAGUGAUUGGAAUUGAUUUAGGAACCACGUACUCAUGCGUUGGAGUUUAUAAGAACGGACGUGUUGAAAUUAUUGCCAAUGAUCAAGGUAAUCGCAUCACACCAUCAUAUGUCGCAUUCACAGCUGAAGGUGAACGUUUGAUUGGUGAUGCUGCAAAGAAUCAGCUUACAACAAAUCCCGAAAAUACUGUUUUCGAUGCCAAACGUUUAAUUGGACGUGAAUGGACGGAUUCAGCUGUACAGCAUGACAUCAAAUUCUUCCCAUUUAAAGUCAUUGAAAAAAUGUCAAAGCCUCACAUUGAACUUAAGACAAGUCAAGGUUCAAAAGUCUUCACACCCGAGGAAAUUUCUGCUAUGGUGUUAGGAAAGAUGAAGGAAACCGCCGAAGCUUAUUUGGGAAAGAAAGUUACUCAUGCCGUUGUCACAGUUCCAGCUUACUUCAACGAUGCACAACGUCAAGCCACUAAAGAUGCUGGCGUCAUUUCAGGCCUUAACGUGAUGCGUAUUAUCAACGAACCAACAGCAGCUGCUAUCGCUUAUGGAUUAGAUAAGAAAGAAGGUGAAAAGAACGUUCUGGUGUUUGAUCUUGGCGGUGGUACUUUCGAUGUUUCACUUCUCACAAUCGACAAUGGCGUCUUUGAAGUCGUUUCAACCAACGGUGACACACAUUUAGGUGGUGAAGAUUUCGAUCAACGUGUCAUGGAUCACUUCAUCAAAUUAUACAAGAAGAAGAAGGGAAAAGACAUUCGUAAAGACAAUCGCGCUGUUCAAAAACUUCGUCGUGAGGUUGAAAAAGCAAAACGAGCUUUGUCAGCAAGUCAACAAGUUAGAAUUGAAAUUGAAUCGUUCUUUGAAGGCGAAGACUUCAGUGAAUCGCUUUCGCGUGCCAAAUUUGAAGAAUUAAACAUGGAUUUGUUCCGUUCCACAUUGAAGCCUGUACAGAAAGUCAUGGAAGAUGCUGACAUGAAUAAGAAAGAUGUCGAUGAGAUUGUCCUUGUCGGUGGAUCCACUCGUAUUCCAAAAGUGCAACAAUUAGUGAAAGAAUUCUUCAAUGGCAAAGAACCAUCGCGUGGUAUUAACCCAGAUGAAGCUGUUGCUUAUGGUGCUGCUGUACAAGCUGGUGUGUUGUCAGGUGAACAAGAUACAGAAGCAAUUGUCUUGCUCGACGUUAAUCCACUUACCAUGGGCAUUGAGACUGUUGGUGGUGUCAUGACAAAAUUAAUUCCAAGAAAUACUGUCAUUCCCACAAAGAAAUCACAAAUCUUUUCAACUGCCAGCGAUAAUCAACACACAGUCACAAUUCAAGUUUAUGAAGGAGAACGUCCAAUGACCAAAGAUAAUCAUUUGUUGGGUAAAUUUGAUUUGACUGGAAUUCCUCCAGCACCACGUGGCAUUCCACAAAUUGAAGUAAGCUUUGAAAUUGAUGCUAAUGGGAUCUUACAAGUGUCAGCUGAAGACAAAGGAACAGGAAAUCGUGAGAAGAUUGUCAUUACAAAUGAUCAAAAUCGUUUGACACCUGAAGAUAUUGAAAGAAUGAUUAAAGAUGCUGAGAGAUUUGCUGAUGAUGAUAAGAAGCUCAAGGAGAGAGUAGAAGCACGUAAUGAACUUGAAAGCUAUGCAUACAGUCUUAAGAAUCAAAUUGGAGACAAGGAGAAGCUUGGAGCUAAGUUGUCAGAAGAUGAGAAGACAAAAAUGGAAGAAGCAGUUGACGAGAAGAUUAAAUGGCUCGAGGAGCAUCAAGACACCGAUGCUGAAGAUUACAAGAAACAAAAGAAAGAGCUUGAAGAUGUUGUUCAACCAAUCAUCGCUAAACUUUAUCAAGGACAAGGUGGACCAGGCGGUGAAGCUCCACCAACUGGUGAAGACGAUGAUGAUCUCAAAGACGAGUUGUAAACACAUCUCCUUAGUCAAUCCUUCCCACUUAGUUUAUUUACGCAAUUCUUCUUCAUCUUUUUCUACUUCUUUCUCUAAUUAAUUUGAAGUCAUCGUUUAAGAUGAUUCAAAAAUUUUCUAUUUUCUUUCAAAGAUUCGAGUUAAGCAAGUGUAAAAGUUUAAAAGUCAUCCAAACGUCUCAUUCCGCGUACUUUCUUAUAAUAAUUCAUUUUCUUCAAUCUGAAUUUAAUUUAACUUACUUUUAUUGUCGCAUUACAAACAAUGAAAUAAUUUUUCUUAAUUUAUUUAAAAUGAAAGAAGGAAAAAAAGAGAAAUAAUCCAAAUGCACAUGACUGAAUGAUUGCGUGCGUGAUCUUUAAUUUGUAAAAUUUUCUUAAGCGUUAGAUUACAACAAAA
This is a messenger RNA of Clunio marinus, 2483 nucleotides long. NCBI's taxonomy places the organism in Eukaryota, Metazoa, Arthropoda, Insecta, Diptera, Chironomidae. The record is from the annotation of a GenBank genome assembly.